GCCCGUGAUUCCCCCAGACCCGACUCCUGCAAUGCGCCCUUGAGACCCGGGGUCCGCAAUCCACACGCAGCAUGUGGGGUCUGGACAGGCUGUCCGCGCACUCGACGCCCUCGGGCACGCCGCCACCGCGCCGCGACUCGUUCUCCCCAGCACCGCGCCGGCUACACCCCACGGACAGGCCCGCGCCGCUGCCCCUGCGGCCUGGCCUGAACCCGCGGUCGUCGUCGCUGUCCUUGAUCUCGCCGCUUUCCUCGACCACUAGUCUACCGUCCACAGCUGGCCUCCCCAAUGGCGCGGCGCGCAGGCGACCGCCGGGCGGCGUGCCCCCGAACGUGCCAGAUCCGGUGCACGUGUUGGAGGCCAUCAUGGGAGGGCCGCCGCGCAAGCCGGUGCCCUUGAAAGCCAGCGGCAUCGGGGUGAUACCUGACAAGCCGGAGGAGCUGGACACGAGCAUAGACUUUGAGGGGCUGAGCCUGCACGACUUCGCGGCCGAGGGCACGCCCGAGCCCGUGCCAUCUCCUGUACAUACAUAUAGCGCGCAGUCAGUUGAAGAAUUCGACAAGGAGAAGGACAAGUUCGAGGACCUGCACCGGUCCAUCAUCGCGUGUGACGAGGUGCUCAAGUCGGUCGAGACGUAUCUCACCAACUUCCAGGCCGAUCUUGGCGCCGUGUCCGCAGAAAUAGAGUCUCUGCAGAACCGCUCCAUCGCGCUGAACACCAAGCUCGAGAACCGCAAAGUUGUGGAGAAGCUGCUUGGCCCGGCGGUGGAGGACAUAAGCAUAUCGCCAGCUGUUGUGCGCAACAUCGCUGAAGGACCGGUGGACGAGGGUUUCCUGCGCGCGCUCUCCGACCUCGAGAAGCGGUCCAAGACGAUCGCGUCCAAGUCUGCCUCGCAAGCGGACCUCAAAGCUCUCGCAGACAUAAAGCCGCUGCUCGCUGACCUUACCAACCGCGCAAUCGAGCGAAUACGAGACUACAUUGUUGCCCAGAUCAAAGCAAUACGAUCGCCCUCGAUCAACGCCCAGAUCAUCCAACAGCAAGCAUUCUUAAAAUACAAGGACCUCUAUGGCUUCCUGGCACGACACCAGCCGGAGCUCGCCUCGCAGAUAUGCCAAGCAUACAUCUACACGAUGCGAUGGUACUACCUGAACCACUUCACCCGCUACAAGACGAGUCUGGAGAAGCUCAAGAUCCACGCACUGGACAAAUACGACGUCCUGGGCGAAGACCCCACCUCGAAACGCAGCGGCGCCCUCCUCGGCCCAGCCCGCGGCGCCGCCCCCUCCUCCUACGACGCCUUCUCCCUCGGCCGCCGCGUCGACACCCUCAAAACCACUUCCACCACCGCCCUUCCCGCCCACCUCGCCGAAGAAGAAAAAGCCCCCCACUACCUUGAAACCCCCUUCCGCAGCUUCAACCUCGCCCUCAUAGACAACGCGUGUUUCGAAUACACGUUCCUGACAUCCUACUUCUCCCCGAGCCAAACCUACCAUGCCAUCGGCCGCACCUUUGCCGCCAUCUUUGAGCCGACGUUCGCGCUGGGGCAGGCCCUGACGAAGCAGCUCGUCGAGCCGAGCACGGACACGCUCGGCGUGCUGCUCUGCGUCCGGCUGAACCAGCACUUCGCCUUCGAGCUGCAGCGCCGCAAGGUGCCCGCCGUGGAAGCCUACAUCAACGCGACCAACAUGCUACUGUGGCCGCGCUUCCAGCAGACACUCGACCUGCACUGCACGUCCCUCGCCAAACUCACCAAUUCGCUGCCCACCCGGCCAUCUACCGGCGCCGCGCUGCUCGGCUCCCAAUCCGCCAACUCCACGGCCCCAACGCCCCUAACGCAGAAGUUCGCGAACCUACUCCAUGGCAUUCUCGCGCUGAGCAGCGAGGCUGGGGACGACGAGCCGGUGGCUGUGAGUGUGGGCAGGUUAAGGAGCGAGUAUGAAGCGUAUCUUGCGCGGAUGGGCAAGGGCAUGGCAGAUCCGCGGAAGAGAGAGAGAUUUUUGUGUAAUAAUUACAGUUUGGUGUGUACGAUUUUGACGGAUGUGGAGGGGAGGCUGGGGAGGGAGGUUGUGAGCCACUUUGAGGGGGCCAGGGAUGCGUUUGAUAAGUGAGGAAGGGGGUUGGAGACGGGGCCGUUUGUGGCGUAGAUAUGGUAGCGUUUUGAAGCAUUUGAGCGUGCAUGUUUGGGACUUUAGUGGUCCUUGCUCUUCUUGGUAUAGAAUCCAACAAC
Messenger RNA from Paraphaeosphaeria sporulosa, 2227 nucleotides. Its product is annotated as Sac2 family protein. Lineage: Eukaryota; Fungi; Ascomycota; Dothideomycetes; Pleosporales; Didymosphaeriaceae. The coding region runs from base 72 to 2108 and encodes 678 amino acids. Gene Ontology annotation, biological process: Golgi to vacuole transport; retrograde transport, endosome to Golgi; endocytic recycling. The record is from RefSeq and is a predicted model, not a curated record. Gene Ontology annotation, cellular component: GARP complex. The transcript has 2 exons. Gene Ontology annotation, molecular function: syntaxin binding.